This is a messenger RNA of Triticum turgidum subsp. durum (durum wheat), 1299 nucleotides long. NCBI's taxonomy places the organism in Eukaryota, Viridiplantae, Streptophyta, Magnoliopsida, Poales, Poaceae. The record is from the annotation of a GenBank genome assembly.
AUGGCGUCCACGCUUUGCUCUCCCCGCCACCACGACCGCUCACAUCUCUGCCGCCGCCUGCGCCCCCGCCCCUCCCCUCCCGGCCACGCUCGUCCCCGGAGCGGCGCCGCCGGCCCAUCAGGAUUGAACACCACGAAAUACCUUUGUUCCCACCCAAUGUCCACCGGCAGGGGUUCUCCCGUAUCGUGUUCAUCCGUGGAAGCAUCCAAAAGCAAGCAAGGACCAGAACAUCUCAUUGUUCUGGUUCAUGGUAUCAUGGCAAGCCCCAGUGACUGGACAUAUGGGGAAGCAGUGCUGAAAAAGAGGCUUGGUGAUAAUUUCUUCAUCUAUGCUAGUUCAUCAAACAUCUACGCCAAAUCUUUUGACGGAAUCAAUGUAGCUGGAAGGAGGUUAGCGAAAGAAGUCUUGGACGUGGUUCAGAAGAUGGCCGGCUUGAAAAAGAUUUCCUUCAUAGCACAUUCUUUGGGUGGUUUGUUUGCUAGAUAUGCUAUUUCUAUACUAUAUUCACAGCAAGCAAAAGAAACUGGAAGUGGUGCUGGUGUCAUGCUGACAAGUGGAGGAUCUGAAAUAUCACGCACUUCAGGAUUAGGUGCCAUUGCUGGGUUGGAGCCAACUAAUUUUAUUACAUUGGCAACCCCACAUCUUGGUGUUAGAGGAAAAAAUCAGCUUCCAUUUCUUCAAGGGCUGUCAAUUCUAGAGAAACUUGCAGCACCUUUGGCACCCUUCAUUGUCGGACGCACUGGUGCUCAACUCUUUCUCACUGAUGGCGAACCUAGCAAGCCACCUCUCCUUCUACUAAUGACAUCUGACCACGAGGACAAAAAGUUCAUAUCUGCACUAGCAGCUUUUAAGAACCGCAUUCUGUAUGCUAAUGUUUCAUAUGACCAUAUGGUUGGUUGGAAAACAUCCUCAAUAAGGAGAGAAUUGGACCUUAGAAAGCCCUUGCAUCGUUCAGUUGAUGGCUACAAGUACAUUGUGAAUGUGGAAUACUGUUCGCCUGUGUCGUCCGACGGUCCCCAUUUUCCUUUGCGGGCAGCCAGAGCUAAAGAAGCUGCACAAAGUACACCGAACAUGGAAAAUACCCAGGAAUAUCACCAGAUGAUGGAGGAGGAGAUGAUUCGUGGGUUGCAGAGAGUGGGUUGGAAGAAAGUAGAUGUGAACUUCCAUGCAUCAAUGUGGCCUUACUCUGCUCACAACAACAUGCAUGUUAAGAAUGAGUGGCUUCACAAUGCGGGUGCCGGUGUGAUCGCCCACGUCGCAGACAGCUUGAAACAGACAUGUCUGCCUGCCAACAUGUAA